Molecule: messenger RNA, 827 nt
Organism: Tupaia belangeri chinensis (Chinese tree shrew)
Lineage: Eukaryota; Metazoa; Chordata; Mammalia; Scandentia; Tupaiidae
Gene: TMEM221
Product: transmembrane protein 221
Exons: 4
Coding region: 1-405 (134 amino acids)
Source: RefSeq, a predicted model, not a curated record
AUGGCGCGGGGACCCGGCCCCAGCAGGUCUGACUGGUUUCUCUACGACUGCCGCCUCCUCAGACACGUGGCCCUGGGCCUCUUCUGCUGCGGGGUCUCCGUCUACUUAGCAGCGCUUUCCAUCUAUGCCCUGCUACUCUUCGAAAUUGAAACAGGCGCCGCGGCCGCCUCCAUCCUGGGCUCAGGCGCCCUGGUCCUGGUGGCUGUGCUGACCCACAUUCUGCUCCGGACUGCCCGGACCGCCCGCCGUGGCCUCCAUGACCCGUCUGUGCCGUCCUUUGAAGACGAUCCUUCCCGCUCUGCGGAAGUCUCUAAGGCCAGCCCCAGAGCUCAGCCCCAGCAGGAUGAGGAAACCGAGUCCCCAAGAGGGGCAGUGACGGAACAGGGGUCCUACGGCCAGUACUGAGCACCAGAGCCAAGAUUCGCACCCGGGUCCUAUCACUCCACGCUGCCGAUGGAGCACGUCUCAGAUUCAGCGAGUUCUUACCGUCCUCCCCAGGCUAUGAAUGUUGGCCCCAGACCUCACCGCUCUGUGCCUCAGUUUCCUCGUCUGUAAAGUGGAGACCGGGAAUGAGCUGUUGUCCUGCAGCUCCCUGACAACGUGAGCCAUUGAGGGGGCUGACACCUAGUAGGUCCGCAAUAAUAUCAGCCGUUUCCGAGCAGCUGGGUGUGGGGAGACGGCGUGGCAGGAAAACGCCCCGAUUGGCCGUUUCCGGAGCUCACGGAACUGAAGAUGGGGUCGCUCUCGACUUUCACAACCGCCAAAUAAACAAAAGCUUAUUAUGCCGGUGUUACCUUUUUGGGGAAAAGAUCUAUUGAUUUCACUUU